AUGACAAAUUUAACAGACGCAGAGCAAAAAUAUUUAAACCAUGAUUGGGUUAAUGACAAAAAUUGGAAGUUGUACCUAAGCAAUUUGUAUCCAUCACCAUCAAUACAUAACAUUGAAAAAUAUAAAAAGAAAUAUUUUCAGAAAAAUAUUGAUAAAAAUUUUGAUAUAAAUACAAAGUUUCAAGAUAAUACUAAAGAAAAUAAACAGCAAUCAACUAAUUAUUAUCCUCACACGAACAAUCAUAAUUAUUAUAAUGAAAAAACAUCAAUAAUGACUCUUUUAUACUUUUCAUAUCUUUUAUGUACAAGUUUAUUCUAUUUUAUAUUACUCGCUCUGAAUAUAGGUUUAUAUAAGAAAAUCGGAACAUAUAUAUCUCUCUCAUAUAUAUGCGCAUUCAUCAUUUUACUAUAUUUGGACUAUAAAAUUCAGAAACAGAACUUUUCCAUGGUUCAAUUUUUUUCCAGUGAAAAGGGCCAAUACUUGUCUUACUCAUUUAUCCUUUUUUUUGUUAAAGAUUCCGUUUUAAUAUUUUUACCAGUUUUUUUAACCAUUUUAAUAAAUUCAUACUUAAUUUAUAAACAAGUUAAAUCUUUUCUUCCUCACGAAAUACAAAGGAAUUAUUAUAUCAAUAAAUUCAUGGGAUAUUUAGAUAAAUCAAUUUUAAGCAUUUAUACUAUGAGAGCUAGCAUCGAGAUAUAUAAUUUAAUAUUUAUAAUUAUAUGCCUAUUUUUUAAGAGAACAAGCAUACUAAAUUUAUUUAUGUAUAUGCACUUCUUUAAACUAAAAUAUAAUUCCUCAGAUUCGUAUUUCCAUGCUUGUUACACAAAAAAUGGAGAAAUUAUUAGACAAUUCUUAUCCCACUCUAUGGUCCCGCGCUCAUUCUUAAAUAUAUUCGACAAGAUAUCUCAUUAUUUCACCACAUACUUAACAUACAGAAGAAGGUAA
Molecule: messenger RNA, 945 nt
Organism: Plasmodium berghei ANKA
Lineage: Eukaryota; Apicomplexa; Aconoidasida; Haemosporida; Plasmodiidae
Product: TMEM33 domain-containing protein, putative
Exons: 9
Coding region: 1-945 (314 amino acids)
Biological process (GO): endoplasmic reticulum tubular network organization; membrane organization
Cellular component (GO): endoplasmic reticulum; membrane
Source: RefSeq, a predicted model, not a curated record